AUGUAUAUUACCAUUAUUGGAACAAAUGCAAAUUCAACUAGAAAAGCAUUAAGAAGUAUUGGUCCAUCGAUGAAUGCAUUUGAGCGAAAUCAAGUAGAUAUUUGUAUAUAUACAAAUGUGAAAUUCGAUGAAACAGGAAAUAGUAUGCAAGGCAUUGAACUUAUGAAUGAUGAUCAAUGGGUUGGAUCACCUUGGAAACCAAGUUGUAUCUAUAUCAGCCAAGUGAAUGGUGCUCAAACAAAUAAUCAAUGGAUUAUUUCAGGCAAUCCUAUAUUUAUUUAUUUCCUAGAACCAGCUAAAUCUGUAUGUUACACAUAG
This is a messenger RNA of Rotaria socialis, 318 nucleotides long. Lineage: Eukaryota; Metazoa; Rotifera; Eurotatoria; Philodinida; Philodinidae. The record is from the annotation of a GenBank genome assembly.